UGUCUUUUUCGUCUGAGCCCGAAACUCGCGACCGAAAAAUUCUUGACUGGAACACUUCGACGAUUAAAAAACGGACGUGAUCGCAAAUUUCAAUCAAUAGUUUUUGUCUCCAAUAAGUGAAAAAGCUAAGUCUCGUAAAAAUCAGAUGUUUUAGAUCUGCUUGGAGUUGAAAGAUACAGUGAUGGAUACUGCAAUGAAGGAAUCAUUUCCAGUAAAAGUGGAGCAGACCACCACGAUUAAGGUGGAAGAAGUGACAAUUUCCGAUGGCGUUAAUACGGCGGAUGAUAAUACCCGAAUAGUUAGAAAUGUCGAGGACAGCAUACCAAGUAUUGUCAAACAAGAACCUACACCGGACAUCGUUAAUGAAGCGGAUAACGCGACGGAAUGCUCUUCGUUGGAGCCAACAGCAGCUGAUGGCGAAAUUGUGGCCACAAGUUCGAGUGACACUGGCGCUCUGGAACCGGAUUGCAAUGGAGGCGGCAAAUGUAAAGUGUGUGGUAGACAUUUCCCAAUAGAAGAACAACUAACGCAGCACCAAAAAGAGCAUCACGGCAAUAGGCGUUCGUUCAAGUGUUCGACUUGUGGAAAUCGAUACAAAAAUAGAGACUCACUCCAAACGCAUAUUGACCAGAAAUGCAAGGAUCGCACGUUCGAAUGUGACAUUUGUGGGUCAUCUUACAAGACAGAAGGAGGUCUUCGCCAUCACAAAAAACUGCACACGUCUGUCGAUCCGAAACCUUUCAAAUGUGACAUAUGCAAUUCACAGUACACUCGAAAAACUAGUCUCGAUUUUCACAGAAAAAUACACUGGAUGGUCACGCACGAAGUGCGUACAGAUUGCAACGCGCCAUCUGAGCCAUCAUUUAAAUGCGACGUUUGUAAUUUGACGUACGACUCGCUUGACGUUCUUAACUUCCACCGGAAAACCCACAGAGCCAGGAAGCAAUCAGGUGAAUGUGAUAUAUGUGGUAAAACCUUUGCAGAACCCAGAGCACUCCAGUACCAUAAAACUGUGAAACACACCUCGGAGAAGAAUUUCAAGUGUACAAUCUGCGGCAAAGAUUACCACCUUCAGCAUCAGGUGCUGGUUCACGAAAGAACACACAUGGAACGCUCCCAUAAAUGUCCUAUCUGUGGAAAGUGCUUCACUCACAAUUAUGCUGUCAAAAAACACUUGAUGCGCACCCACAGCGAAGAACGAUCGUAUAAGUGCAACCUCUGUGAUGCGAAAUACAAAUCACCGACCGCAUUACGCGUUCACAGAAUGUCGCAUGCGUCCACCGAUCGGAAACCUUUCCAAUGUGAUCUGUGUAGUUGUCAGUAUACCCUAAAACGCCAUCUCGCGUUUCAUAAGAAAAUAAUCCAUUCAAACGCUGCUGUAGAUUCUGAGGACAUGCCUAAAAAAGUCGUUUUGGAAACGAGUAAUGCCAACGGUGACCUGAGUGUAAAAAAAGAACGUGAAGAGGAAAAUGCUAAUCCGUACAAGUAUGAAAACUCUACGGAUGCCUCUAAAGAAGUCGUUUCGGCGUCGAGCAAUGCCAAUGGGGUCCUGAGUAUAAAAGCGGAACAUGGAGAUACUGAUGCUCCGGAAACGGAUCAUACCGGAGGUGGUAAAUGCGAUGUUUGCGGUGAACAUUUUCACACGGAAGAACAACUAACGCAACACCUAGAAGAGCAUCACAGCGCCGAUCGCCCGUACAAGUGUCCGACCUGCGGGAAAAGGUACCAAAUAAGACGAAGACUCGAAACGCAUAUUAUUAAUGGUUGCAUUGAGCGACAAUUCGAAUGUGACAUUUGCGGUUCAACCUUCAGGUCGCACAGUGGUCUAAGUUAUCACAGAAAUCUCCACACGUAUGUCGACCCGAAACCAUUCAAAUGUGACAUGUGCAGUUCAGAGUUCACUCGGAAAAUCAGCCUCAAGCGUCACGUGAUGGUAAUGCACGAAGUGCGUACUACAGAUGACGACGCGCCAUCGUUCAAAUGUGACAUUUGUAAUCUGUCCUACAACUCGCUCGAUAUACUAAACAUCCAUCGGAAAACUCACGAAGCUAGGAAACAAUCGCCGAAAUGUAAUUUAUGUGGCAAAACUUUUUCGUCGGCACAAGCACUUAAGUUUCAUAAAACUGUAAAACAUACAUCGGUGAAAAAUUUCCACUGCACAAUCUGUGAUAAAAAUUACCACCUUAAGGAGCAAUUGGUUAAACACCGGAAAACGCACGAUGCGGAUCGCUCGCAUAAAUGCCCUAUUUGCGGAAAAGGUUUCGCACUUCGUUAUGCGGCCAAGAGGCACAUGAUCAGCCACUGCACGGGGCGGCCGUUUAAAUGCAAUUUUUGUGAUGCAACAUACAAGACAGCCUGUAAAUUGCGCGUCCACACGAAAUCCCACACGGCCACGGAUCCUCAACCUUUUAAAUGCGACCUGUGCAGCUGUCAGUAUAGUCGACAAUGCCGCCUCUCGACUCAUAAGAGGAAAAAACAUUCGCGUUGUUAUAGUUCUGAGAAACAUUCUCCAAAGAAAAGCUCAGAAGACUUCCCUGAACGAGCCGUUUUGGAGGCGAAUAAUGCUGGUUGUGACACAGGCUUUCUCGGCGCGGAUCGUACCGGAGGCGAUAAAUGCAAGUUUUGUGGUAAAAACUUUCACGUAGAAGGACAACUAACGCAGCACCUAAAAGAACAUCACACUGCAGAUCGCCCGUACAAGUGUCCGACCUGUGAAAAAGGGUUCAAAAUGAGACGAAAACUUGAAACGCAUAUGCGUAAAGGCUGCAAUGAGCGACGGUUCGAAUGCGACAUCUGCGGUUCAUCCUACAGGUCACAUAGUGGUCUAAGUAUUCACCGAAAUCUCCACACUGACACGGGCGCUCUGGAAACGGAUCGUACUGGAAACGGCGGCAAUGACCAGCGGCAACACAUCUGCGAUAUCUGCGGCAGAGGAUACAGAAGGAAACGUUACAUGGCGUUGCACAGGCAAACCCACACAAGCGAGCAGGUAUUCGAGUGUAACAUAUGUGGGCAAACUUUUAACACUGCAAAAAAAAUUAGAUACCACAAAAUGUUAAAACAUACGGUGGAGCGAAACUUCGGCUGUGAAACAUGCGGUAAAGAUUUCAUCCUGAAGGAACAAUUAACGAAGCACCUGAAGACCCACAGCACGGAUCGACCCCACAAGUGUUUAAUUUGUGGGAGAGCCUUCCGAGUUAAAUAUAGUCUCGAGGAACAUAUGAAUCAUCAUAGCAAUGAGCGCCCGUUGGAGUGCGACAUUUGUGGGCGUUCAUACAAAACACAAAGUGGUUUAAACGAGCACAGAAAAAUCCACACAUCCGUCGAUCCAAAGCCAUAUGAAUGUGACCUGUGUGGUUCACGGUUCGUACAGAAGAGUAGCCUUAAUUAUCAUAGGAAAACAAGGCACGAACCGCGUGAUCAGGACGAUGGCCAGCAGCCGCUGUUUAAAUGUGACAUCUGCGACUCCUCUUUCAAGUCUUCCGAUGCGUUCGCCUUGCAUAAAAAAAUUCACCCAUCUAUCAAGCGAAAAAUUGAAUGUGAUUUGUGUGGUAAAGUCUUUAAGCAAUCCAGGUCCCUUUAUUUCCAUAAAAAGAUAAAACACACAUCGGAAAAGAAUUUCAAGUGUGAAAUUUGUGGUAACGAUUACCACCUUCAGGAGCAGUUGGAAAAGCACCUGAAGGGACACAGCACGGAACGGUCGCAUAAAUGUUCCUUCUGUGGGAAAGGUUUCAACUUUAGUUACGCGCUGAAGAAGCACAUGCGCAGCCACAGCGAGGAGCGACCAUUCAAAUGCAGCGUCUGCGAUGCAUCCUACAAGACUGCCAAUGGGCUACGGUUGCACCGGAAAACCCACACCUCCGACGAUCCGAAACCGUUCAAAUGUGACCUGUGCAGUUCUCAGUUUGUCCAGAAAAGCAGCCUCACAAUUCACAGGAGUAAACAUUUACAAACCAAUCCCAUUGCUGGUUGUUAUGCUGAUGAUAAAUCUUCAAUAGAAAAGGUGCCUAGUCAGGAUGAAACUAAAGAAACGAAUAAAUUAGAGACAAACUCAGGCAAAGAAGUUCUGACAAUAAAAUCUGAACAUGAAGGGGAGAAAAAUAUUCUGUACAAAUGCGAUGUAAGCAGUGAAGUUGGUUCCUCCACGGGUACGCUCGAACAGCACCACCGAAGAUCCCACAGUGAUAAACGGAAGAGGCGGUCGUUUAGAUGUGUUCUAUGCGGCAAAACUUUCACCACAAUCGGAAAACUUAAGUGCCACAAAGCUUUGAAACACAUGCUGAAGAAAAAACACAAAUGUGAACUUUGUGGUAAACAUUUCUACUUGAAAGAACAACUAACACAGCACCUGGAAGCGCACAACAGAAACGAUGGUCCGUACAACUGCUCGACUUGCGAAAAAAGUUUCCCAAUCAAGUACAGGCUUGAAGAGCAUAUGCUCGAACACAAAAGUGAGCGGCCGUUCGAAUGUGACAUUUGCGGUUCAUCCUACAGGACAUCUACUGGACUGCAACGUCACAAAGAUCUUCACACGAAUGUCGAUCCGCAACCCUUCAAAUGUGACAUGUGCAGUUCACAGUUCACUCAAAAGAGCAGCCUCAAUUUCCAUAGAAAAAUACACCUGCUGAGCAUGAAUGAAGUGCGUACGGAUAGCGACGCGCCGUCUGAGCCGUCGUUUAGAUGCGACGUUUGUGAUUUAUCGUACAACUCACUCGAAAUACUAAGCUUCCACAAGAAAAUCCAUAAGGCUAGGAAGCCGAUUCAAUGUAAUUUAUGUGGCCAAACUUUUAAGGCGACAAAAUCACUCAAGUUCCAUGAAAUCAUAAAACAUACAUCGGAGAAGAACUUCAAGUGUACAAUCUGUGGUAAAGAUUACCACCUUCGGGAGCAGCUGAUCAAACACCAGAGAACACACGAUAAGGAACGUUCGCAUGAAUGUUCCUUCUGUGGGAAAGGGUUCGUCUUCGGUUACGCCCUGAGAAAACACAUGCGCAGCCACAGCGAGGAGCGGCCGUUCAAAUGCAACUUUUGCGAUGCAACAUACAAGACAGCCUAUAAAUUGCGCGUUCAUAUGAUAUCUCACACGUCCGCGGAUCCUCACCCUUUUAAAUGUGACAUGUGCAGCUGUCAGUAUACCCAACAAUGUAACCUUUUGUCCCAUAAGAGGAAGAAACAUCCGAAAAUCAACAGCCUUUCGGGUGCUCAUAGUGCUAAAUAAUAUUCCGCAGGUCGAUUUGAGUAUACCGGAGAAUAUGAAAAGGAAAACACUAAUUGGUAAAAGUACAGAUACUAGAAGUUUUUUGAUUGAAAAAUAAAUGCCCAGAAUUCAUACCAGGAAAUAUCCGUUGAUCCUUUUUCUAACUUGAUAGUAAGA
This is a messenger RNA of Wyeomyia smithii (pitcher-plant mosquito), 5374 nucleotides long. Its product is annotated as zinc finger protein 91-like. The transcript has 5 exons. Gene Ontology annotation, biological process: regulation of transcription by RNA polymerase II. Gene Ontology annotation, molecular function: RNA polymerase II cis-regulatory region sequence-specific DNA binding; DNA-binding transcription factor activity. The coding region runs from base 182 to 5218 and encodes 1678 amino acids. NCBI's taxonomy places the organism in Eukaryota, Metazoa, Arthropoda, Insecta, Diptera, Culicidae. The record is from RefSeq and is a predicted model, not a curated record.